AUGAACGAUCGCAAAACUCUACUCCAGAUAGAAAUGGAAGAAGAAGAUCGAUCAAGGAAACAAAUCUCCGUUUCAUCUACAAGGUCUCAAGUUGUAAACGCAAACGCAUCUCUAACCGGUCCAUCCGAGGUUGCGUUUAACGUUUGCUGCUUAUGCGUUUAUUGUCCUCUUUGUGUUCUUUGGUGCUGCAUCAAACAGCCUUGUACAAUCGGAUGGAGAGCUAUCUUAAACGCAAGACGCCGAUUAAGCGGUUGUGCCGGUUGCGGUAGAAGCUUUAGCAGGAGGAUUUUAGCCGCGGAUUAUUCAUCGUUUUCGGAUAUUGAUUCCGAUGACGUGAAAUGCAAAACGCAUAAUUGCUCAAGGCGAGUCCGGUGA
Arabis nemorensis is the source of this 375-nucleotide messenger RNA. NCBI's taxonomy places the organism in Eukaryota, Viridiplantae, Streptophyta, Magnoliopsida, Brassicales, Brassicaceae. The record is from the annotation of a GenBank genome assembly.